Dreissena polymorpha is the source of this 2426-nucleotide messenger RNA. RefSeq lists its product as uncharacterized. NCBI's taxonomy places the organism in Eukaryota, Metazoa, Mollusca, Bivalvia, Myida, Dreissenidae. The record is from RefSeq and is a predicted model, not a curated record. The transcript is spliced from 3 exons. The coding region runs from base 225 to 1928 and encodes 567 amino acids.
AACUCACCACAAACUGAAGGUGUCAUCUUACCCGACUGUUCACGUGACAGUUAAAAUAGUUUGUUCAUUGAAGUUUUAACCUUCAAAUCAACUUGAGUUUUAUAUUUGUUUGAUAGUGGUAGGUUUGGUGCAACUUGUUUACGACUGCCGGCAGUGGUUAGAUGUGCUUGAUUUGUUCAACUAUUUAAUUUAGCCGACAGUACUUGUAAAACUCUUUCAGUAAAAUGGCAACCUUUUCACAAUCCACCUUCGACAAGGGAUCUGACAUUGUCCAAGACUUCUUGUGCUCGAAUUGUGAAGAAAAGAAACUGGAUAAUACAGCUGAUUUCUACUGUGACAUUUGUGUAAAGUUUUACUGUGGAAAAUGUAUUGGCAUGCACAGACAGUUGUUUACAAAACAUGCCCCGUUUGGAAGGGGAGAUAUGAAGAAAUGGCCAGUGACCAAAAUGGUGGAAGAUUUUCUACUGAAAUGUGAUGUCCAUAAAGAUAAAAAACUUGAAAUGGUUUGUUCUGAACACAGUGAGCUGUGCUGCACAAGUUGUGCAUUCCUUAAUCACAGACACUGCCAGAAGGCAACUAUAUCCGAUAUUAUAAAAAGUCAGUCUAAAGACCUACAACAACUGUCAGUUUUUAAUGAAACUAUUCUGAAAGAAUUAAAGAAGCUUCAAGACGACCAGGAGGCUAGCAUUAGGUCUGUGCAAAGUUCAUAUGAUGAGCAGUUACACAAGAUACAGGAAACUCGUCGAGAGAUAAAUGCAGCCUUAAACGCUAUUGAACAGAAGACACUGAAUGAAAUGAAAGAUACUCUAACCAAACUGCAAGCGUCUUCCAAAAGAGAUGUUGACAAAUGCAUCAUGCUAAGGGAUGAAUUGACACAACUUCGAGACGCCAUACAGGACAUUAGUGAUACAAGCAAUCUGGAACUAUCCUUUAUAGCCACCAGGAAAUGCGAGGACAAAAUAGAACAGUCGGAAAUUUUUCUGAAGAAGAACUCUCUUCAGGAUAAAUUGUAUGUAACAUUCCAGCCUAACAAUGAAAUUGUACAAUACUUGUCCAAACUGUCUGGUCUUGGGAGGAUAGAACACAGUACCCAGACAUUGAGGGUACAAGAGAAUCCAAACAAGGUAAUCACUGUGCAGGGGAAGUCAGUACACAAUGUGAAAUUUUCAAGUGAUUUAAAGGAAUGCAAUAUCUUAGCCAUCCUUGUUCUCCCAGACAGACAGCUCCUGAUUGCAGACAACAAUAAUAAAAAUGUCAAGCUUCUUAACCAGGAGUACCAGGGCGUAAGUCACUGGAGUUCGACUGCCGGACCAUAUGAUAUGUGCCUGAUUGCACCGAGAGAGGUGGCUGUGACUGUGAAUGAUACUCGUAAGAACAUACAUGAGGUCCAUUUCAUCACAGUCAGUUACAGGAAGCUGUUGCAAGGAAGAAAACUUCAGUUACUACAUAGAUGUAACGGUAUUGCCUUCCAUCAGGCAGACCUGUAUAUUACUUCUGAUACUGCUCUGUUCAAGUAUACAUUGAAUGGGAAACUUGUCAGCAAGAUGUAUGAGGAUACAUCAGGUGAUUAUACAGUAUACAGGUGUGCUGUGAGCCCCACAGGGGACAGGUUGUACAUCACAAACAACUCCCAACACAAGCUCCUUACCCUGGCCAAGGAUGGUUCAGUCCUGGCCACCUUCACUGACCCAGCACUACGAAGGCCAAAUGUUGUAAAUGUGACACCUGCAGGCCAGGUACUGGUCAGUGGAUGGGCGUCCUACACUAUCCUGCAGGUGGAGAGCGAUGGCAAGAGGAAGCUGGCCACUCUUGCAACAAAGGAGGAUGGAUUGAAGGAACCCAUGUCAGUCUGCUACAACAGACACACUGCGUUCUUCAUUGUGGGUCUUUGUGAUAACAGCAGUAUUCUGGUGUUCAAAGUGCAAUAGCAUAAUUCUACAUGUAUCUUGAUUGAUGAUUCAGAUUUUUUAAUUUGCCAUGUGAUUGUGUUGUUGUGUGUAAGAACAAUGUGUUAUGAUACCCGGUACUAAAACAUCAGUUGUGUUUUGCAGGUGCAUUUAUUUCGUAAACCAAUAAAAAUAGCAGUAUCCUGGUGUUCAAAGUACAAUAGGGUAAUUCUACAUGUAUCUUGACUUAUAAAUCAAAUGAUUUAAAUUGCAAUUGGAUUGCAUUGUUGUAUGCAAGACUUGCAAGUACAUUGUUUUAUAAUACCAAACAUUUUAGUGUUUUUGCAGUAGCAUUUAUUUUGUAAACAAAACAUGUCAUAAGUUCAAAGAAUGUUAAGAGUAUCUGUUAACAUUAGAACUGAUAUAUAGUGUGUAUUAUUGUUUUAUCUGUAACAAUUGUUUCUGUUUCUCAUUGACUUUAUAAGUCGACAUAAACUGCUGGUGAAAAUAUAAAAACAAUCUAAGUUCAAAAUAUAGUGU